CGGGCCUGGCUGUGCGCGGCGCGGGAUCGGGGCCAUGAGCCCCCGGGGGCGCCGGGCCCGGGGAGCAGCCGCCGCCGUCGCCGCGGCGGGCGAAGGGGCGGAAGGAAGCGGCCGGCGGGCGCGGUCGGAGGGCUUCCAGGCGGGGGCUGCUGCUGCUGCCGCCGCUUGAGCGUAGCCCGCGGCGACGGAGCGCGGAGGCCGCCCGGGCGAGGUGGGGGAGCAGCCCGGGCCGGCCCCACCCACGUCCCCACCCAGCCAGGUCUGGGAAGCGGAAGCGGCGGCGGCGGCGGGAGAGCAGCAGCAGAGGCAGCAGAGGCAGCAGCAGCAGCUGCCGAGGCUGCAGCGCCGCGCACAAAGCAGCAGACAUGAGCGAGUCGGUGGUCUGCAGCACCCGUGCCACAGUGAUGCUUUACGACGAUGCCAAUAAAAAAUGGGUCCCAGCAGGAACUGGUGCCCAGGCCUUCAGCCGCAUCCAGAUCUACCACAGUCCUGCCAACAACAGCUUCCGGGUGGUGGGCCGCAAGAUGCAGCCGGACCAGCAGGUGGUCAUCAACAGUCCGAUCGUGAAGGGGCUGAAGUACAACCAGGCCACGCCCAACUUCCACCAAUGGCGGGAUGCCCGCCAGGUCUGGGGGCUCAACUUCAGCAGCAAAGAGGAUGCCAGCCAGUUUGCCAAUGGCAUGAUGCAUGCCCUGGAGGCCCUGGACACAGGAAACUCGGCACCCCCCCUGCGCCCCACCCAGAACGGACCCACUGCAGAUGAACUGGCAGAGCAGCAGAAAAGGCAGCAACAGCAGCUGGAGAAGGAGCAGCUGGAGCAGGCAGAGCGGGAGCGACGGGGGCCCGUCGGAGCCCCUCAGGUCGCCCCUCCAGCAGGGGGCCCUCCACCGCCCCCGGGACCACCUCCAGCCCCCCCUGGGCCGCCCCCUGGACCUCCGGGGCCACCGCCAGGAGCCCACAGUGGCCCUCCCCCUCCUCCUGGGCCACCCCCUCCACCGGGCCCACCGCCUGGUCCUCUGCCGUCAGGAGGGGGGCCACCCCCGCCCCCAGCCCCUCCCCUCCCUGCUUCCCUGGGCCCGGGUGGAGGGGCCGGACCACCCACCGGCUUGGCCGCAGCACUGGCUGGGGCAAAGCUGAAGAAGACGGGCAAGGAGGAAGGAGCAAAGCCCACACCUGGUGGAGGAGCCCCCCCUAGUGCUCCCGGGGGAGGGGGGCUGAUGGAAGAAAUGAGUGCCAAGUUAGCCAGGCGAAGGAGAGUUACAGAGCAAAGUGAGAAGGUCAUUCCAAAGAAGGAGGAAGGCCCUUUGCACCAAGAAGAUGCGGAUGCCACUGGUGCCAAGCCCACAGAUGCCUUCCGGAGACCUUGGGAGAAGUCCAGCACGACAUUACCCAGGACAGCCGUGAGCCAGAAGACCACUGCACCCCCCGUCACAGGUCGGCCACAGUUCGGCCACUUUAGGAUGAAAUCUGCCGGCGCCAUGACGGCCGGGGAGCCCGCGGGGGGCGCAGGGGAUGAAUCCGAGCUGGAGCGGGUGAAACAGGAACUUCUGCAGGAGGUUCGGCGCGAACUACAGAAGGUCAAAGAGGAGAUAAUCCAAGCAUUCAUCGCGGAGCUUCGGAAAAGGGGGUCUCCUUAGCCCCCCGACCCAGCCGGUGCCACCCGGAGUCAGCAGCCUAAUUCUCCCUCGUGUGCAGAAGAGAAUAAAAUGGAAAAUCACAAAGGC
Messenger RNA from Pantherophis guttatus, 1724 nucleotides. RefSeq names its product vasodilator stimulated phosphoprotein (gene VASP). NCBI's taxonomy places the organism in Eukaryota, Metazoa, Chordata, Lepidosauria, Squamata, Colubridae. Gene Ontology annotation, molecular function: SH3 domain binding; profilin binding. The record is from RefSeq and is a predicted model, not a curated record. Gene Ontology annotation, biological process: axon guidance; positive regulation of actin filament polymerization; actin cytoskeleton organization.